Molecule: messenger RNA, 1025 nt
Organism: Tyto alba (common barn owl)
Lineage: Eukaryota; Metazoa; Chordata; Aves; Strigiformes; Tytonidae
Gene: SS18L2
Product: SS18 like 2
Exons: 3
Coding region: 44-277 (77 amino acids)
Biological process (GO): positive regulation of transcription by RNA polymerase II
Cellular component (GO): nucleus
Molecular function (GO): transcription coactivator activity
Source: RefSeq, a predicted model, not a curated record
CCGUCAGCCCUUGCCGCGGGGCGGAGGCGGCGGCGGCGGCGCGAUGUCGGUGGCGUUUGUGCCCGAGCGGCUGCGCGGGAAGGCGGAGGUGAACCAGGAGACGCUGCAGCGGUUGCUGGAGGAGAACGACCAGCUGAUCCGGUGCAUCGUGGAGUACCAGAGCAAGGGCCGGGCCACCGACUGCGUGCAGUACCAGCAUAUCCUGCAUAGAAACCUCAUUUAUUUAGCUACAAUUGCUGAUGCGACGCCUCCCAGCACGCAGAAGACUGUAGACUAACUACGCACACCUGGGCACCAGCAGUGAUGCUUUAAGAAUCUCUAUACAUACUUUAGAGUCCCACUUUGAGAGCUGAGGUGUGGUCUUGACAGGCAGGUAAAGCAUCAUCCAUACCUCUAUGUUAAAAAUAUGAAUGUAGCUUUUGGUGUAGUAUUAGGCUUUUUCCCCAUUACUGUAAGCAGAACUUAAGGGUGAUGAUUACCACGCUCCCUUUUCCUCUCUGAAAAGCUCCACAUAGUAUACUUCUGAAAAGAGCCUGGUUGCCAGGACAGCACUACCAGAGAUGCCUUUGGAGGAUUCCUGUGGUCUGAUUGAAGCAGAGACUGUUUCAUGACUACAGUUGUGUAAUAAUAGGGCAAGCAUUUAGCUAGUUAACCUCUCUACCUCCAUCAUGACAAAGUCAGUCAUACAUUACCAUAUAUACAAGAGUGUUUUGUAUCUUGUGUCAUAGGAAUUGUGCUUAAUAAACCGAAGAUGGUAUUUGUAAAUUACAGUAUAUUCUGGAUUAAUGUAACAUAUUAAAGUAUCAGUUCAGUGAUUUAAUUAAAUUGUAAUGUUAACUUUUCUAGGAAAGGUGUGACUCUUGGGUAACUUAGAGCAGUUAAGUACAAGGGAGAAAUUGAGCCUUUGUUGCCAUGAAGGAAGGCUGUAUGUUUGCCCAAGUUGAGUCAAGAUUUUUUCUUUCUGCUUGAAACGCCCUGUACUGCAGACUCUGUAAAUGAGUAAAUUCUUGCAUAAUCAAAACGGA